AUGUUACCCCGAUGGGAGCUGUCUCUUUAUGUGCUUACUUCCCUUGGCUUCCACUUCUAUUCUUUUUACAAGGUUUACAAAGUCUCCAGAGAACAUGAAGAGGAACUGGACCAAGAAUUUGAGCUGGAGACUGACACUUUGUUUGGAGGACUGAAGAAGGACCCGACAGACUUCGAGUGGAACUUCUGGAUGGAAUGGGGGCAGAAGAGGUUGGGGUGGCUUCUCCUUGGCCACAUGACAGUGUCUCAAAUGGCAAUGCUGCUUGUGAGGGAGCACAGACCCUGGAUUCUCAUGGUCUACGGAAUGUGGGCUUGCUGGUGUGUGCUUGGGGUCCCAGGUGUGGCCAUGGUCUUUCUCCAUACCAUCAUCUCCUUCUGGGUGGCCCAGUUCCGGUUGCUUCUCUGCUCGUGGCUCUGCUCGCUCCUCCUGCUUUCCACGCUGAGGCUGCAAGGUGUGGAGGAAGUUAAGAGAAGGUGGUACCAGACAGAAAAUGAGUACUACUUGCUGCAGUUCACCCUGACUGUUCGCUGCCUCUACUACACCAGUUUCAGCCUUGAGUCCUGCUGGCAGCAGCUGCCCGCCGAGCGUGCCUCCUACUCCUUCUCCUGGAUACUGGCCUAUGUCUUCUACUACCCUGUUUUCCAUAACGGGCCCAUCCUCAGCUUCCCCGAGUUCAUCAAACAGAUGCAGCAGAAAGAGCAGGGCUCCCUGAAGGCCAACCUCCGUGUCCUGGGCCUGGGGCUGGGCCGCCUGCUCUGCUGGUGGUGGCUGGUGGAGCUGAUGGUCCACCUGAUGUACAUGCAUGCCAUCUACAGCAGCACCUCUCUUCUGGCCACUGUGUCCUGUUGGACUCUAGGAGGACUGGCCUUGGCUCAAGUGCUCUUUUUCUACGUGAAGUACUUGGUGCUCUUUGGCAUCCCCGCUCUGCUCAUGCACUUGGAUGGACUCAAACCGCCUCCUCUGCCGCGCUGUGUGAGCACCAUGUUCAGCUUCACCGGCAUGUGGAGGCACUUUGAUGUUGGACUGCAUAAUUUCCUGAUUAGGUACGUGUACAUUCCCUUGGGCGGGUCCCAGCAUGGUCAACUGAAGAGGUUGUUUUCAACUGCAAUGACAUUUGCAUUUGUGAGCUACUGGCAUGGUGGGUAUGAGGACCUCUGGUGCUGGGCCGCAUUCAACUGGCUGGGAGUCACUGUAGAGAAUGGCGUGUGGAGGCUGGUGGAGACCCCAUGCAUCCGGGAUGGCUUGGUUCGCUUUCUUUCACCACAAGCUCGCCGUAGAUGUCAUGCAGCCCUGGCAUCUUUUUCUACCUCAAUGCUUAUCCUGUCCAAUCUGGUGUUUCUUGGGGGAAACCAAGUUGCCAAAACCUACUGGAAUAGGAUCUUCAUAGAAGGGUGGCCGUGGGUGACACUCUCUGUCCUGGGAUUCCUCUACUGUUAUUCCCAUGUGGGCAUUGCCUGGGCGCAGACAUAUGCCAUGAACUAA
Molecule: messenger RNA, 1482 nt
Organism: Elephantulus edwardii (Cape elephant shrew)
Lineage: Eukaryota; Metazoa; Chordata; Mammalia; Macroscelidea; Macroscelididae
Gene: HHAT
Product: hedgehog acyltransferase
Exons: 11
Coding region: 1-1482 (493 amino acids)
Biological process (GO): protein palmitoylation
Cellular component (GO): endoplasmic reticulum
Molecular function (GO): palmitoyltransferase activity
Source: RefSeq, a predicted model, not a curated record